AUGAUGCACAAUCCUUGGGUUAGGAGCCCUAGAAAUCUCGGCCGAAAUGCGUUGGCCAUGAUCGCCAGCCUCCUUUUCACUCUAUGGCUAACCGUUGUCGUAAUUCUCACCACCUCCUUCGAUUCCGAAUUGUACUCCACCACAGAGCACACUGAUUUCCUCGCGCCGGAGCUCAAUUCGACCGAUCAGCCGGCGAUUGAGGCAGGUAAUUGCAGCGUGGAUGAUCCGAUCAAUUGUCGCGACGACGAGGUUUUCGAAUUGUUGAUGAGCGCGGCCUUUGAAAACCUCCGGGACGUCGAUUUCUACCAGUUCGGGAAGCCGGUGGAAGGGGAUAACGGCAGCUCCUGCCACAUGGCGUGGCGGUUUAAGCACAAGGAGGCGAAUUUGGUUGGAUUUUACAAGGAUUAUCGGAGUUUUAGGGUUUUGAGAUCUGAGGAUUGUAAACUGCGCGUGGCUGGAAUUGGGGGUUUUCAUUCCGGUGGCAAUGCGAGGAAGGGGAAAUUCGAGAAGGCGAUUGAGAUUGGAGAGACGGUGAAUGGUGAUUUGGAAUUCGAGGAGCCGUUUAGUGAUGGCAAGUAUUUGGUGUAUGGAGAUGAUGGUGUGAAGUACAAGAGCACAUUGCACUUUUCUUGGAGCUUCUUGUGUGCCCUAGGCGAGGCGGAGUUCUUGAACCGGACGCUGGUGGUGGAUAACAUUCGUUUCGAUUGGCCUAGCGUGGCUGAAGGGGAGAUGGUGAGAGAUUUCAGAUACUACUUUGAUUUGGAGAAUUUGAAGGAUGCAUCCUCUGUGAUUGAUCAAGGGGUGUUCUGGUCAGAGUGGGGCAAAAGAAACGGAUUGGAGGUCCAUGUUGUGGAGGACUCUCGUGUUACACCGAUGAAGCUGGCUGAGGCGAAUCAGAGCUUGAUCAUAAGGAAGUUUAAGGGAGGUGACUAUUGGUGGAAAGUGUGUGCAGGGGAGGCAGAUAGGGUGAUCCAACGGCCGUGGCAUAAGUUUAGGAAUUCGCGGUCUUUGUGGGAUGUGGCCACGGCUAUAGCCUCGAGAAUGGAGUGGGAUUAUGAUAGUGUUCAUGUUGAGAGAGGGGAGAAGGCCAAGAACAAGGAAAUGUGGCCUAAUCUUGAGAAUGACACUUCUCCACAGGCUGUGUUGGCUGCUUUGAGAGGGAGAGGUGUGGAGGAUGGGAGGAGGGUCUUCGUUGCUACGGAUGAGGAUGAGGCGAGAUUGUUUGAUGUGUUGAACCAGAGGUACGAGGUUCGGUUUCUUGAGGAUUACAGAGAUCUGUGGGAUGAAGGGAGUGACUGGGACUAUGAAGUGAGGAAGCUCAACGAUGACAUCGUUGGUGUCGAGUUUGAUGGUUACAUGAGAGAGCUUGUGAACUAUGAUGUGUUUUCGAGGGGGAAGACGAAGGUUGAGACGUUUUACGAUCUGACUAGAGAUUGCAAGGAUGGUUUGAACACAUGCUAG
This is a messenger RNA of Salvia splendens (bonfire salvia), 1461 nucleotides long. RefSeq lists its product as uncharacterized. The coding region runs from base 1 to 1461 and encodes 486 amino acids. Gene Ontology annotation, cellular component: Golgi apparatus. The transcript has a single exon. Lineage: Eukaryota; Viridiplantae; Streptophyta; Magnoliopsida; Lamiales; Lamiaceae. The record is from RefSeq and is a predicted model, not a curated record.